AUGAAGCUUUUCGUUUGCCUUAUUGCCUGUGUGAGCCUGGCCCAAGCUGGAUUUAUUGGUGGCGGCAGUUCAGGUGGUUGGUCAUCCGGAGGCGGUGGCGGUAGCGGUUCGGGUGGCUGGUCAUCAGGAGGUGGCGGCGGUGCCAUUUCAGUAGGAGCACCCACCAUUGUUAAGGUGAUCAGUCAAGAGGAUGAAGGUCAUGGAUAUGGUGGUCAUGGUGGAUACGAAUACGGGCAUGGCCAUGGGCAUGCCGCAGCCGCAGCCGAGGAGGUGAAAAUCAUUAAGGUGAUUAGCGAAGAUGGAGGCCACUCUGACGGUUUUGCUGGAGGCUACUCCGGUGGUUACUCUGGCGGCUACUCCGGUGGCUAUUCUGGUGGCCACUCUGAUGGUGGAAUCAACAUUGUCAAGGUUAUCCAUGAAGAGAGCGCUCCCAUCGAGUUGGGUCACCAUGAUCACCACCAUCAUCAUCAUGAACAUCACGACCAUCACAACGAAGAAGUGAAGAUCAUCAAACUGAUUAGCUCUGGUGAUGAUCAUUCCCAUUACAGUGGCGGCAACGGUGGUGGCUGGUCCUCCGGCGGUGGUUGGUCAUCUGGCGGUGCCAGCGCUGGCUGGGAUUAA
This is a messenger RNA of Drosophila willistoni, 621 nucleotides long. Its product is annotated as glycine-rich cell wall structural protein 1.8. The record is from RefSeq and is a predicted model, not a curated record. Lineage: Eukaryota; Metazoa; Arthropoda; Insecta; Diptera; Drosophilidae. The coding region runs from base 1 to 621 and encodes 206 amino acids. The transcript has 2 exons.